AUGAAUGCAGAAAACAAUAAGAGACGCCCAGAAGACGAAAAUGUCUCUGUAGAGGAGGCUGCUACCUUGAAAAAAGUUAAGAAUUUACAUACGCAUAACCGCGAAUAUACCACUGUUUUAGUUAAGAACUUGCCUCCAAAUUAUAAUCAUCAUAAGGUUAGAAGAUAUUUCAAAACUUGUGGUUCGAUAUUACAAAUAGAUGUUACAGAUUCAACAGAUGGGGAUUCAAAAUUGGCAAGGAUUGAAUUUAGUUCCUAUGAUCAAGCCCUAACAGCAGUGAGCAGGACUUUGAAAAAGAUUGGCUUCCAUCAGAUAACUGUCGAACAGCUAACAGAUUCUACGAUUUGGGUCACCAAUUUUCCACCUGGGUAUGAUGCCAGCAAGCUUCGAAAUUUACUAUCGCAGUACAUUGAUUCACCAAUUUUGAGUAUUAGAUUGCCGUCCUUAGCGUUCAAUUCAAGAAGAAGAUUUGCAUAUGUUGAUUUAGUUUCUCCAGAAGUGGCAAAGAAAGCUACAAAUAGGCUCAAUGGGAUAGAGAUCAACAAUUAUAAAUUAGUAGCGAAAAUAUCGAAUGUCAACGAACGAACUGAAAGGACUGACAAUGCCAUAUCGGAUGGUAGAGAGAUAAUAGUUAAGAACCUUCCAGAUGAUAUUACCAUCGAUGAUUUGAUAAAGAUGUUCAAUGAGUUUGGUGAUACAGAAAAAGCUAGAAUAGUAACUGGUGAUGAAACAAACCCUGGACGACAUUCCAGAUAUGCGUUCAUAACAUUCAAAAACAAAGCGAGUGCAGAUAAUGCUUUGUCAUUAAAUGGAGCGGUAAUGAACGGUAAGCCAUUACACGUUUCAAAAGUUAUGAGAAAGGCUUAUCUAGAAAGACAAGAGGUGAAGCGUCUGCUUGCUUCCAGAAAAGAAAACCCAAAAGUUGUCGGAAUAUACCCAUUGUCUGAUCAGAUUACCCCAGAUCAAAUUCUUGCUUUCAUUACGGAGAAAGCUCAAAUUAGACCUCCGGAUAUUACGAAGGUUUUGCUGGUCUCUGAUCAUGAAGGUGCUUUAAUAAUAGCGGACAAAGAAGCAAUUACCGCAAAAGUUUCACUUGCAAUCAAUGGAUACAAGUUCAAGAACCGAAUUUUGAAAUGUGUUUCUGCUCAUGAACUUUCCCUUCAUUAUCCCAAUGAACACAAAACAACCUUGAAUCAACCAAAGCACGCUGUUGUAAAGGAAAUUAAAUCACAGCAAGCGUCACAAAAUGACAAAAAGUUGAGCAAUGAUGACUUCAGAAAAUUAUUUCUAUCUAAAUAA
Kluyveromyces lactis is the source of this 1299-nucleotide messenger RNA. RefSeq names its product U6 snRNP complex subunit PRP24 (gene PRP24). Gene Ontology annotation, cellular component: ribonucleoprotein complex. The transcript has a single exon. NCBI's taxonomy places the organism in Eukaryota, Fungi, Ascomycota, Saccharomycetes, Saccharomycetales, Saccharomycetaceae. The record is from RefSeq and is a predicted model, not a curated record. The coding region runs from base 1 to 1299 and encodes 432 amino acids. Gene Ontology annotation, molecular function: RNA binding.